GAGCGCGUCGCUGCCAACUAUGUGCCCAUCACGACCGGCGCCUACCUCCGGGACGACAAAGUGCAACUCAACGUCCUCACGGACCGCGCCCAGGGCUGCGCGAGCCUCAAAGAUGGUCAACUGGAUGUGAUGGUGCACCGCCGCCUGCUUGGCGAUGACCACCUCGGUGUCAGUGAGGCGCUCAACGAGACCGAGACGAUUCAACUGACCACCAACCAGCCGCACACGCAAGGCCUUACGGUCCGUGGUCACUUUUACGUGAGUGUGGGGUCGCACGAAGCAGCGAUCGAGCGCUUGCGCACGACGACGUAUACGCAGUUUGUUCCGCCGCUCGUGGCCCUUCGCGCCGGCUCGGGCGAGUUUGUCGAGUCGACGCCGCUUGGCGACCUGCAAUGGCCAGCUAACAUUGGUCUCACGGCGUUGCACUGGACGCACCCGCGCUGCCGCCUCGUGCGUCUAAGCCAUCUCUUUGCCAUCCACGAGCACUCGGAGUGGUCCAAGCCGGCGUCCGUGGAUCUGCUCCAGCUCGUGCCUGGCGAGAAGCAUGUCACGGUCAAGGAGCUCACGCUCACGGCCAACGCGGUCAAGGAGCUGUCGCCGACGACUGUGACGCUCCAACCCAUGCAAGUCAAGUCGUUUGAGCUCUGCGUGGAAGGCCAGUAUGCCCCGGUGUACGACGGUGCCCGCUCGUCGCUUGUCGACGGCCUCGACUUUUAGCAGCCAGCGCCAUGCGCAAGCACUUUCUUGUCGUGCUGCUGCCGUGGUAAUCAGACUGCAAGGCGUCUGUGGAUUAACACUUUAAGUCAAUCUGUGCG
Molecule: messenger RNA, 815 nt
Organism: Saprolegnia parasitica CBS 223.65
Lineage: Eukaryota; Oomycota; Saprolegniomycetes; Saprolegniales; Saprolegniaceae
Exons: 4
Coding region: 130-717 (195 amino acids)
Biological process (GO): carbohydrate metabolic process
Molecular function (GO): carbohydrate binding; alpha-mannosidase activity
Source: RefSeq, a predicted model, not a curated record